CAUUCUUAUUCUUAAGUGAUCGUUACGAAAAUAAUUUGCAGCUUAUUGUUGGUCCAAAAUGACGCAUCUCAACAAUAAUGUUUCCGUUGUAAUAAGAUACGCAAAUAUUUGUGGUUCUUCUAGGACAGUAAUGGACUGUACUUCACAAAGAUUCUAACAACUCGUCCCACAAAUGGUUCAAUUUUCAUCCAGUGAAAUCAAUGCACGCGUAUUUUACGUUCGAAAACGAGAGUGACCUUCGCUCGAGACUGGCUCGCACUAUCUGUUGCCUCACGCAAUCGUUCGUUCUUUUCUUGCCCUUGGUCGUGGAAACAUUGCUACGGUUUCCAGCAACGGUUUAACGGCGUGCAUCGGAAAGAGAUAGUGACGGGGGGAUAGCUUGCUUUUAGCUCCAUGGCGGCUCCAUUGCGCCGCCACGUGUAAAUGAAUGUGUGCGUGCACGGGUGGUACGCACACCGUGGCAUGUUUGUUUACCAGCCUGUGAGAUUCUUUCAGCUUCCUCCCCCUUCUUUGCAAUCGGUAUCCACCCUUUAACCCACUGAACACGAUGGCAUCAUUUAUGGGGCAAAAUGUGGGGAGCAUGUAUUUGUGUGAUCGGGUUGGAGCAUUGUCGUACCGUUGUCGUGGUGGAACCGAUCGUUGAUCGUGGAUCAUAAAGAGGGGACACUGUUUAUGAUCGCACUAUUUCUGCGUUCAGUGUCGUAUUUUAAUCGAUCGCAGGUUGUGAAGUCAUCCGACGCGAGAAUAAGCGUCCAGAAAUCAUGCCCUCUUAAACGAUAAUAUCGGUCCUCCGUGUGUGUUUUCUUAAAAGGUAUCAACGGGUAGUGCUAAUUUAAUGUUUUGUAAUAUGCUCACUGGUCAAGAUAAUAGUUGCUAACGAGUUGGGGAAACGAUGCUUACCAUCCGGUGACCCGAGCUCAAGCUACGUGUCAAAGUGUUUUCAAGUGCCGUGUUUUUGCAAGACGAUCGUGCGAUAUUUGCAAAUCGGAAAUAACCCGACACGCUUGGUGGAAGCUUCUGCCAAAACGGGAAUUAAUAACACACCCUUCAGUCAUCAUCUACCGGUGAGUCAUGGAACGAAUAUUGCGUGGCGUUAUGCGUUACCGGCAUACGACCCGCGAGCAAAUGGUGCAGGAAUUCCGGAAAGUCCGUGACAAUCCACAGCCAAAAGCCGUCUUUUUCACCUGUAUGGACAGUCGAAUGAUACCGACCAGGUUCACGGAGACACACGUCGGCGAUAUGUUUGUGGUUCGAAAUGCGGGCAAUCUCGUGCCACAUGCCGAACACUUUCAGGACGAGUAUUUUAGCUGCGAACCAGCGGCCUUGGAGUUGGGGUGUGUCGUUAACAACAUUAAGCACAUCAUUGUGUGUGGCCACAGUGAUUGCAAGGCGAUGAAUUUACUAUACCAGCUAAAGGAUCCGGAGUUUUCUUCACUGAAAAACCGGCGCAUAUCUCCACUGAGAGCGUGGCUGUGCGAGCACGCCAAUACCAGUCUGGCCAAGUUUCAAAAUCUCAAGGAAAUCGGUCUAGACAAACCGCUGAUCUUUUCUUCUGAAACACCACUCCGCAAGUUUGUCGCAUACAUCGAUCCGGAAAACAAUUUCGCGAUCGAGGAUAAACUAUCGCAAGUUAACACACUGCAGCAAAUAGAGAACGUGGCGUCGUACGGUUUUCUGAAGCGCCGGCUCGAAUCACACGAUCUGCACAUUCAUGCGCUCUGGUUCGAUAUCUACACCGGGGACAUUUAUUUCUUUAGCCGCAACUCGAAGCGUUUCAUUGCGAUCGAUGAAAGCUCGAUCGAACGGUUACUGGACGAGGUACGGCGGUACUAUUCGUGAUUAAGCAUUUUGGUGUGUUCCUGGGGAGAGUUGUGUCUGUUUAGAUAGUAUGUAUAGAUGUGCUAUACGGGUUGAAUGAUAACGCUUUUGUGUCGAGAGGGGUUUUUUUAAAUUUUGUUUUGCUGAAGGAUUGGAUGGUCCUUUCUUAGUUUGUAGUAAUUGGGCUAGCCAAGUUAGAAAGUGAAUCGUGAUUGUAAAACAUGUGAAUGUUAUGACAGUAUGCGUUUAGUCGAGUUAAAUGUGCAAUGUAUAAAAUAUAUCCGCUUAGUUAAGUGUUUUGUAAAAAAAAAACAAAAAAAUAUUUGAAAUAUUUUUUUCCAUUCAGAUUCACUGAUUACAACCAAAUUGUUAUUGUUCAUUUAAAGGUACGGGAAUAAGAGAGAAACCUUUAAAAGUACAGCAACACAGCAGAAGAAUGGAGAAUAAAAGUUUGUAUAGUUUUAUAGUCACAUUAAACUUCAAAUAAAGUAAAUUACAUUGUAGAGCUUCUA
This is a messenger RNA of Anopheles funestus (African malaria mosquito), 2330 nucleotides long. RefSeq names its product beta carbonic anhydrase 1 (gene CAHbeta). Gene Ontology annotation, molecular function: carbonate dehydratase activity; zinc ion binding. Bases 1072 to 1839 code for a protein of 255 amino acids. Lineage: Eukaryota; Metazoa; Arthropoda; Insecta; Diptera; Culicidae. The transcript has 3 exons. The record is from RefSeq and is a predicted model, not a curated record.